This is a messenger RNA of Klebsormidium nitens, 882 nucleotides long. The record is from the annotation of a GenBank genome assembly. Lineage: Eukaryota; Viridiplantae; Streptophyta; Klebsormidiophyceae; Klebsormidiales; Klebsormidiaceae.
AUGCAGGAGUCAUCGCGCAAGGGACGUGUCACCACCGCAAGAGUGCAAGUGCUCCAAGCAUACGCCGAGUUCAUCGCAACAGUGGACACGUCCAGCGGCUACAUCGAAGUGCCACCCGGCCUGGCAGACGUUGUGCCUCCAGCCCUUAGCGAGAGCAUCAUGAUUUGGGAGUGUUAUCUUUUGGUCCUGAAGAAGCUUGAUGCUCUCGGCGACUCAUUUGGCGUGGUGUUAAGCGGCUCUCCCGGGAUUGGGAAGUCCGCUUUCGCCCCCCUGCUUCUGCACCAUCUUGCCAAGAAAAAGGCGAAAGUGACUUACAGGUACCAAGACAUGUUCGAAGGGGACACAAUCGUUUACUUCGACUUUUCGGACUUGUCUGCAAUCCAAGUCAAGAUAGCCUCUGAAGGCACACAGGGCUGGCCAGCAAUCCGACGCCUGAGCAAGGACCGCUCCAUUUGGUGUGUUAAAGAUGGACGAGCCCCCGAGGCUCAGUUCCGGGGCGUCGGUCGCUACAUCGUGUUGUGCUCUUCCGACGUGGAUGACUACAAGGAGUUCUGCGAGGUCUGGCGGCUGCCCGACUGGUCGCUGCAAGAGAUGCAGGAGUGUCGCCGGCGCCUCUACCCGGAGGUGCCAGAGGAGACAAUGGAGAAACGUUCUCCAGCGGGGGGGCAGCCGGGGGGUCCAGGUUUCUCAGCGGGGGAGCUACUCGAAGUCGUUUUUAGAAUAGAGGCGUCGGUGCGGAGCAGAAGCGGGAGCGGAGAUGGACGAACAGGAAAUCCACAAGGCUUUUCAGGGCCCCUAGUCGACGACUCGGCGACAGCCCGAGCCGAACUGCUAGCCCGACGCGCGACGAAGCUAUUUCAGUCCUAUGUGAAGCCCAUGUAA